Candoia aspera is the source of this 2737-nucleotide messenger RNA. RefSeq names its product dual specificity phosphatase 6 (gene DUSP6). Gene Ontology annotation, biological process: positive regulation of apoptotic process; regulation of heart growth; protein dephosphorylation. Lineage: Eukaryota; Metazoa; Chordata; Lepidosauria; Squamata; Candoiidae. Bases 395 to 1549 code for a protein of 384 amino acids. The transcript has 3 exons. Gene Ontology annotation, molecular function: protein tyrosine/threonine phosphatase activity; MAP kinase tyrosine/serine/threonine phosphatase activity; MAP kinase tyrosine phosphatase activity. Gene Ontology annotation, cellular component: cytoplasm; cytosol. The record is from RefSeq and is a predicted model, not a curated record.
CGCUCACCCCUGAAUGCAUUUCCUUGAGCUGGGCAGAAAAGCGCUUCAGCACAUGUAAUUGGAGCCUAUACUUUACGGGAGGAAAAGGGAGAUGCUAACGGACUUAAACUAAGGAGGUUCAUUUAGCGAGUCACCGGCCACGAUCAAGAGAAAGAAGUCCUCCCAGCACGAGAGCAGCACUUCGGCUUGCAACGCCCGGCGCCGCGGAGAGACGGGUCGACUGACCCUGGGCUAAGCCGGACAAGGCUACGAACGGGCUGGGGUGGACGGACCGCCGGUCCGCACGGUGCGCGCGCCCGCUCCCCCGCCCCCCUCCCGCCGGUCGCCGUGGCCCUCUGGACAGGGGCGCUUUGCGGAGCUGCCCGCCCAGCCUGGCCGGCCAGAGUCUUCCCUCAUGCUAGAUACGCUUCGCUCGCCGGUAGCCUCUCUCGCGUCGGACAUGGCGACCUGCAAGACGGUGGCGUGGCUGAAGGAGCAGCUGGAGCUGGGCAACGAACGGCUGCUGCUGAUGGACUGUCGCCCGCAGGAACUGUAUGAGUCCUCGCACAUCGAGUCGGCCAUCAACGUGGCCCUGCCGGGGAUUAUGCUGCGCCGGCUGCAGAAGGGCAACCUGCCGCUGCGCGCCCUCUUCGCUCGGGGCGAGGAGGAGCGCGAGAAGUUCGCCCGCCGCUGCGGAACCGACACGGUGGUCCUGUACGACGACAGCAGCAGCGACUGGAACGAGAACGCGGCGGGCGACUCUGUCCUAGGGCUGCUGCUCAAGCGCCUGAAAGAUGACGGCUGUAAGGCCUUCUACCUGGAAGGGGGUUUCAGCAAGUUCCAGGCAGAGUAUGCCUUGCACUGUGAAACUAAUCUAGACAGUUCAUGUAGCAGCAAUUCUCCACCUUUGCCCGUCUUGGGCUUGGGUGGUCUCCGAAUCAGCUCUGACUCAUCUUCAGAUGUGGAAUCCGAUAUUGACCGAGAUCCUAACAGUGCCACGGACUCUGAUGGCAGCCCUUUGUCUAACAAUCAGCCCUCCUUCCCAGUGGAAAUCUUGCCAUACCUCUACUUGGGCUGCGCCAAGGACUCUACUAACCUGGAUGUUCUAGAAGAGUUUGGCAUUAAAUACAUAUUGAAUGUCACCCCCAACCUUCCCAAUCUCUUUGAAAAUGCUGGCGAGUUUAAGUACAAGCAGAUUCCUAUCUCUGAUCAUUGGAGCCAAAACUUAUCCCAAUUUUUCCCUGAAGCCAUCUCCUUUAUAGAUGAAGCUCGUGGGAAAAAUUGUGGGGUGCUUGUGCACUGCCUGGCAGGGAUCAGUCGCUCAGUCACCGUGACAGUUGCAUAUCUUAUGCAAAAGCUCAACUUAUCCAUGAAUGAUGCCUAUGACAUUGUCAAAAUGAAGAAAUCCAAUAUCUCCCCUAACUUUAAUUUCAUGGGACAGUUGCUGGACUUUGAGAGGACUCUGGGGCUGAACAGCCCCUGUGAUAACCGCAUGCCCAGCCAGCAAUUAUAUUUUACCACUCCUUCCAAUCAAAACGUCUUCCAGGUGGACUCUUUGCAAUCUACGUGAGGGCCAACUGAUCAUCAACUCUUCCAGUCUUGGGUAUUGUGAUCAUUCCACGAUGCUUCUCUUUUGACAGCUGCAGAGAACUGCAACACUUUUGUGGGCCUUGUACUUGGGCAAUAGCUGCCUCUGAGAUUCAACACAAUAAAGGUUACAACAUUUGGAAUCUGCUGUUACAAAGUGAAGGACCUUGCUGGGUUUUUCCCAGCAAGAAAAAAAACAGUAAGAUACUGAUUCAAGUUGGACAGCAUAUUGUGCUCAAUUCACAAAAGCCACUUACGCAGUGACUUAAAAUUUAGGGUUUCCAAACAGUGAUGGGGGAGAAUGAACACUAUAAGUACACAUCCAUGUAUGUGACACUGGGAGAAAUGUAUUAUGUGCAUUUAUAAUAUAAGUUGUCUUCAGUGAAGACUUGAUUUUUUUUUUCUUAAUACUGAUUUAGGGGAGCCAAAGAGAGAUUUCAGUUCAGUGUAUUUUGGAAUAUCUGUUUACAAAAAGUACUUUGUUAUACCCAGCUUGAUCAAUGUAAGCAUUUUAAGUUUCAGAUAAAUGACAUGAAAGUUACAAGAGGUCAACUUGAGAAGUAUCAUUUCUCUGCAUUCUCCAGUGAUAAUUUCUUUUGGAGUACAAAUGACACAUCUGCAGCAUGCUUAAUUUUAUUGUAGAAUUAGGCAAACUCUCUUGGUUUUAAAUGAAUGUCUAUGCCUUUGGGUUUGUUUAUUCUAUUUUGUGAAUGAAUAGUCUUUUCUAUAGUUAUAUAAUUUUUAUUUGUGGGGGGGGUGUACCAUCAGUCUGGUCUCAUGAUUUUUUGGGGUAGGAGCCUUACUUUUAUAAAUAAUCCCUGUUGCGUUCUUUAAAAAAUGGAGGCAAAUCAUUUCUUCAAACUGAAGGAUUGUGCCCUAACCCUUUUUAUUGGUCCAAUUCUAAAUAUAUAUAUAUUUUUAAAAGUUGAUAAAUGCUAAACAGUGCAUUACCUCUGUACAAACACUUCAGGGAGCUUCACCUCAAAUGCAAUAUCUUGCAUUUAUUUUUGUAGAAAACUGGAAGUGUGUGUGAAUAUUGUGUAUUUGUGUAAAUGCAAAAAGAUCUUGCACAUGAUUGUCAGUAAGGGAGAGUCUCAAAUUUGCUAGUGUAAAGUUGAGAUGUUAUUCUCAGUAUGUAAGAACUUAAAUUAUUAAUAAAUGACUAUUUUUG